AUGGAUGGGGGAAAAUCCCAAACUUCUAAGGAGAGGGAGGAAGCCCCGCGUGUGAAACAAUUGAAGAUUGGGCACCAAAGUAAGGGUAAAGAUACCGAAACCCAAUCUGCCCAAAGCAAGGGAAAGGGGAUUGAGGCCCAAUCCUUGCCAAGCGCCUGGCUUCCCACCCCAAUGCUCCACGGGGGGCCACUACUGGAAACCGCGUCCAUGAGGGACCUUGGAGAUGGCGAGGGUGGUUAUGUGGCAGACGCAUUAGGGAGAACCAUGCUACUUCCCAACGACGUGGAUGAGUUGAAGAAAAUGAGGAUACAGGAGGUUUUCCUCAGUGCGAAGAGGUACUUGUGCAUGGCUCUCCAGGCCACCUAUAGGAUGGAGGAGGAAGUGAACAAGCAGAGUAAGGCGGCCAAGAAUGAACGCUCCAAGCGCCUAGAGGCCACGCGGACUCUCAAAGUUUCUGAGGACGACCUCGCCAAGGCCAAGGUUGCCUUAAAGGAAGCUAUCCGAGAUAGGGAUAGCACCUCGGCGGGUUUAGAUGGCACCCAAAAACAGGCCGAGGAACAGACAAAACGUCUACUCGAAACCGAGGAUCAGUUGCGAAUAGCCAAGGAGCAGAUCAGUGAUUUAAAGAAAAGACUGAUCUUGGCAGAGAAUGAGAAAGGUGUGGCGGAGUAUGCCCUGGACGAAGCCAUGAGGGCUAAGCGGGAGGCUGAGUUUGCCAGAAACGAGGCUAAGGCUGCCAAGAAAACGGUUUGGGAAGAGGCCUUGAAGCGAGCUGGGGUGGAUGCUUCGUCUGAUUUGUGGAAAGCGGAGAAAAUAUUCUACCCUGCAGCCAUUCGUGAGGCCGCCUCCACCAGCUCCGAGGCUGUGAGCAACCAACAUGAGGGAGGGGUCACUCAGUCGGAAGCUGUACAGGUCGGCGCCUCUUCUGGCGAGCCGCUUAAAGAGGGAGAGCUUCAAGAUGUGAAAGAAGCCCCUGAGAGUAUGGAUCCCGAGGUACCCAAAGAGGAUGCCGAGCCUAUGGUCGGCAGUCAGAUCCUUGAUGCCAAAGAGCCAGCCACACUUGCCCAACCCCUGCAGGCAAUUCCCCUCACUGUGGUCCCCAAGAGUACCAACACCGACCCUACUCAGUCUUCCCCAGAAGGGACUGUCCUCCAGGGCGUCGAAGCUGGUCUUGUUCUGCCUUCCCAGGAUGCGGUCGACACAAAAUUGAAGAAGUAG
Molecule: messenger RNA, 1218 nt
Organism: Quercus robur (English oak)
Lineage: Eukaryota; Viridiplantae; Streptophyta; Magnoliopsida; Fagales; Fagaceae
Exons: 3
Coding region: 1-1218 (405 amino acids)
Source: RefSeq, a predicted model, not a curated record